CAAACUUCUUUGUGCAUUUCUGUCUCGGCGUGCGGUUUGUAAUGUAAUUAGAGAAUCAUGUUCAGCUUCCAUAAACCUAAAGUAUAUCGCAGUGUCAAUGGAUGUUGUAUUUGUAAAGCUAAAUCAUCAAGUUCAAGAUUCACAGACAGUAAAAAGUACGAGUCUGACUUUGAGAGGUGCUUUCAGCUGAAGAAUGAUAAAAGAACUGGUGAGAUUUGUAAUGCAUGUGUGUUAUUAGUGAAAAGAUGGAAGAAAUUACCCAAAGGAACAGACAGAAACUGGCAUCACGUGGUAGAUGCAAGAGCUGGGCCGGGCACAAAAGCAAUAAACAAAAGAAACAAAUUAAAAUUGAACAAGCGACCAUUGAAGAAGAGGAGACAUAGGAGGUUGUUGGCAAUGCAGAAACGGGACAACUCGGAAUCUGAUGAUGGAUGUGGUAAUGAUGAUGACCAUUAUUUGCCAUCUCGUCGCCGUCAUCGUCAUUCAAGCGGGAAUAUCCCGAGUCCUACACCCAGUGACUGUAGCUCAGAUGACGGCUUGUUUGGUUCUCUGACCUCAAAUCGUAGAAAGAGGCUUACCCAGGAUUCCCUUGCACCAGCUGCGUUUCCACCAUCAGUCAGGGCGUUUCUUGACUUGUCUUUUUGGAAAAAAGAAGAAGUAUGUUGUGGUGUAAUAUUCCGGGGGCCAAGAGGUGAAGUGCUGGUAGAUCCACAACUACUAAAACCAUGUAAAGGCUGUAGACAAAAGAACCAACCAACAUUUGCCAAGACUGACUCUGCCGGGGAGGAGAGUGAAUGUUCCAGCAGUACUGCCAGUUCUCCGACAUCGAAAGAACCUACAGAAAAAAUGGAUUUUGAGCAGCAUGAUAUUGCCAUGGUGAUGAAAGAUGAGAUGAAUACAGAUGAACCGUCAAACUCUCUUGUCAAAAGUACAGUUUGUUCUCUUCAGCAGCAACAGUUGGUGGCAUACUAACUGAUAUUAAGUCCCCCUUUACCAUUACGAACUUUUCCACCCAAGUGCCCUUUUAAAAAUUAGUUUUUAGACUCCACACAUUGGUCGUUGUCUUGUGCCAAUAAAAAUCUACUUAUAUGCUUAACUUUCAGCAUAGGUUCCAUGCUAGCUAGCAAGAAUUCUGAUUUAAAUUACUUGUAUUUAUAUAAUUUUUGAAAUCACAAUUUCACUGCCAUAUUUUUAGUUUUGUAUAAUUUAAAAACAAAAAUACCAUAAAAAAUAUUUAUAAUACAAAUCUAGCAAGACAAUAAAUUCUGUUACUCUGAGCAAUGAUGUUGUAAAGAUAUUCCUGAAUUCCUGAUAGCGUGGAAUCAAUUUUGCUGAAAAGUUGAUCAUAGAUUAUUUUAUUUUCAACUGUUAAUACGUUUUGUUGAGAAAUUCAAUUGAACUUAAACUAAUCACCAGCAUCUAUAGAAAUGAAUGUAGUAUAUAAACUGAAGAUGUCAUCACAGUCCAUGACAUUCAUUCUAUAGGAUACCUUAUUGUCUGUGCUGUCCAUAGUUGUCAUUUCAUAAAACACAAUGACAAACAAGUAUAGUUUCUUAACUAUGCAAACAUAGGGGCCUUUAUUCUAUGCAAAUAGUUUCGCUGCUUCCAUUUACAGAUUUUUUUCUCAUAAACCCGGAAUAGAAAAUAAAAUGCCAAAUGCUACACUUUUCUGCCAGUCGAAAAAAAAAACAAGUAUAUCCUCAGAAACAAAAUAAAACAAAAGAAUCAGGACAUAAAAACAAGGCAAAUUGGAUCAUUUAAACAAACAUUUUUUUUAAAAACUUGCAAGGUGAACAAGAGGUGGAACAAAGAUUUUGUUUUUAUAUUUUGUUGAUAAAAGUUGUCCUUAAGUAAACUGAAUCUAAAUUUAUCAGUGUUACGUUUUAGAGAUUUUUUUUUAUUAAACUACUGAUUAAUCUUUAUAUUUUAUAUGAUAAGAAAUAUUUUUUUUUUAGAAAACAAGAAAACACUGAAGAUUGAUUAUUUCGCUGCUAUUUAUAUAUAAUAAAAACAUUAUUUUUUUACUUUUGGACUUUGUACCCUGGUCUUCCCAAGCUUAACUGCUUAAAAACAAAUGUAUUGUGUAUGUUGUUUUGUCUUGUGUAUAAAUCCCCUUCCUUAUAGUUUCCAAUGACAAAUAAUCCAUCCCACUUUUAUAAAAUAAAUCAAAUCAUUUUAAGCAGUAUAUAUAUUUUUUCAAGAGGUUAUACAAAUAAUAAAAACUUCAAUGCUUUUUUUUACUCCGAUAGCGCAAAAAGUUUCAUGGAAACAAAAUAUUGAUGACUAUUUUAGUCA
Molecule: messenger RNA, 2295 nt
Organism: Saccoglossus kowalevskii
Lineage: Eukaryota; Metazoa; Hemichordata; Enteropneusta; Harrimaniidae
Product: SIN3-HDAC complex-associated factor-like
Biological process (GO): negative regulation of cell migration
Cellular component (GO): Sin3-type complex
Source: RefSeq, a predicted model, not a curated record